AUGGAAGCACGAACUACCGAGUUUCAAAAAAUUAUAAGUGCCAAGAAAAUGGCGAACAAAAUGAAAGAAAAUAUAGUCAAAUCGACCAUGAAACUAUAUCGUCAAAAAAGUUCACCGUAUAAAUUGGUCCGGAACAAACCGGUGAAGGAUGUUGAGAUGUCGAACUCGACCUUCAGCCAACCGUUGGUGGUAAGAUUUGGGCCCAUUUCGCCGAAACCCAUUUCGCCGAAUCCCGUCUCGCCGAAAACCCAUCUUGCCGAAACCUAUCUCGCCGAAACCCAUCUCGCCGAAACCCAUCUCGCCGAAGCAUAG
Messenger RNA from Macrosiphum euphorbiae (potato aphid), 312 nucleotides. Lineage: Eukaryota; Metazoa; Arthropoda; Insecta; Hemiptera; Aphididae. The record is from the annotation of a GenBank genome assembly.